ACAAAAAAAAAAAAAAAAAAAAAAGAUUUUGAGCAGCAAACCAACCAGAUGGGUUUAGUACAAACAGGGAUAAAAAGUACCCCAUGUCCAGGGAUAAAUACUGCCGAAUCUUUAAUGUGGUGGCCCUGUUUUACUGCCGGAGGUCCUGGACGUCAUGUUCAGAUACUGUUCAUGGCAUAAAAAAAAUUCAAAACAUAAAAAAUCUAAAUUUGACUGCCAUUAGAAAUCAUAUAAUGGGCUGUGUUUGGAUCUUCCAUCAGGACAAUAAUCCAAAACAAAUAUUAAAAUCAACAAAAAAAAAAAAAAAUGGGUCACUGAGCACAAAAUGAAGCUUCUGCCAUGGCGGUGCCAGUCCUCUGAUCUGAACCCUAUAGAAAAUGAGAGGAGUGAACUGAAGAGGAGAAGCUCACAUGGAGCUGGGAAUCUGAAGGAUCUGGAGAGAUCAGAUCAGAUCAUGCAGAAGGAAUGGUUUCUGAUCUCUGGUGUUCUCCAAACUCAUCAGGCAUUAUGGGAGAAAACUAAGAGCUGUGAUUAUGAGAAAAGAAUGUUGCAAUAAUUGGGUGCCAAUAAUUGUGGCCAACAUGAACUAGAGAAAUCACUUAUUUCACAAUGAGAUUAACUGUUUGAAAGCUUUGAAUUUUGUGAAUUAUUUUUAUGAAUAUCAAAAGGAUAAACGAUGCAGAUUUUUUACCAUUGCCGCUUUUACUCAUAUUUACCAAGGGUGCCAAUAAUAGUGAAGGGCACUGUAACUAAUAAUAGAAAUAGAGAAUUGAAUGCAUCAUUACAAUUAAGCCCAUCAUCCUAGUUUAAGCACACUAUCACAGAACAAUCCCUCAGAGAUUCCACUAAUAAGGAAAUCUUCCCUCUGAUGUCAUCAGGCUGGAGGAACAAAUAGCAACAGAGGGGGAGAAGAAAAAGAGAAAGGAAGGGGUAGAGGCUCAUGUAGACACUCUAAACUUCAUCCACAGCUGCUACAACUGCAGUCCAAUCUGUGCUUUCCCACUGUACGGUGAAGAUGGCGUUGGAAGAAAUAUGUUGCACUAUCGAUAUAAGCAAGACUCUGAGGUCUUCAAAAACAGGCUUUCUAUUUUUUCUAUUAUUGCAAAUGAGUCUGGUACACCAAACGGCUAGUACAACAACCACUCUGACAACUGAGGCAGUAUCAUCUACAGUGUCAGAAACUGAAAGCCAGAGUUCAACCAUUCAAUCUACAAAUGCAGUAAGUGUGCUGUCCUCCACUUCUUCUGACCAAACAUUAUAUACGGCCACAUCAGGCACUUCCAUGACAGAAGCUUCAUCCACAACGGCUAGUACACCAACCACUCUGACAACAGAUGCAAAAUCAUCUACAAUGUCAGAAACUGAAAGCCAGAGUUCAACCAUUCAAUCUACAAAUGCAUUAAGUGUGCUGUCCUCCACUUCUUCUGACCAAACAUUAUAUACGGCCACAUCAGGCACUUCCAUGACAGAAGCUUCAUCCACAACGGCUAGUACACCAACCACUCUGACAACAGAUGCAAAAUCAUCUGCAAUGUCAGAAACUGAAAGCCAGAGUUCAACCAUUCAAUCUACAAAUCCUAUAAGUGUGCCGUCCUCCACUUCUUCUGACCAAACGUCAUCUACGGCUACAUCAGACACUUCCAUGACAGAAGCUUCAGCCGUUACCAUACAGAGCACUACUUCUAACGGUGCUACUGUUGCCUCAACAGGCAUUACUAGUAUGGACACAGUUUCAGAAAAUACAUCUUUAUCAGAAAAUUACACUGCGCUAUCCUGUCCAGCAUUUGAUUGCACAACAGAUUGUUACUUCCAGUUCAUGAAUACAACGGCGAAGCCUUGCCAAUCCAGUGAAUAUUUCUGUAAGAUAACGCAACAGGACACAGGUUACUCUGUCAGAUGCAGUGCUUCAUGUGGAAUAUCCUGCGGGAAUGGGACUAUCAGUAAUUGCUCUGUGAACUGUUGCAACUCAACCAACUGCCUAAACAACACUCUGCUUGCCAUAUCCGAUUCACUCAGUACGACUGUAGCUACAACAAAAUCCACUACUACAACCACGACAAUCAAGGCCACAGUUACAACCACCCAAGCAAAUAAUGGCAAGAAGUGCAAUACUUUCAACUGUAAUGGGGUGGCGUGUUACAAAACCAAUAAUGUCAGCAGUAAUGUCAUGCUGUGUCCAGUUGGUCAGGACUACUGCUUGCUACAAAAGACAACAUCUGGCAGUGCAGAGAGCUGGCAGGCGGGUUGCAGUGUAGAUUGCAGAAAGAUGACAGUUUGUCCAAGCACAACUACUUGUCACUUGGAGUGCUGCAAUGCCACCACCACCACCUCAUGCCUCAAACUGUCAGGUGACGUGAACAUGCCCAGCUCCGCCACCAGGGGUCCACACUGUCCCACACUGCUCAUGGCCUCUUUGCUGCUCUUCUGGAUAGUCAAAGUCUUUACUUGAGUGUAACAAAGUCACAUUUAAUACGUUAUCCAAAGAAGCGCCUUUUUCUGUUAGGAGAGUGUAUGUUUGUUUUAAAGCUGAUUGUACUUCUUUUUCUUUCACUUUUAUAUUAUUUGUGAAGUGUGCAAAUGAAGGUGUGUGUGUCUGUCUGUAAGGACAGUGUGAGAAGCAGAAUAUGUAUGUGUGUGUAGAUGCCAAAUAAGCUUUAACAUGGGCAUCCGUAGAGACUUAUGUAAUGUGGAAACAUGACUGUUGUUGGAUUCUUUAUUUCACAGAGAUAGACAGAAAUUAUCCACCAAGAAAUAUAUUAACACUGUAGAGAUAAAUAUGAAGUUAGCUUCCUCUUAAGAGUUAUAAUUAAUUCAUGCUCUUUUUGACAUUAAUGUACACUUUAAGAUGUACACUUUUUCUUACACUGUAAGAAAACAAAUGCAUAGAGAAUGGAUGAUGUCUUGGCAGAAAAUUACCAGUAUCAUUUCCGUUAUGGACAUUUCCUUCAACCCUAAAACAUAAUGCACAAUUAAAAAAAAAAAA
Messenger RNA from Carassius auratus (goldfish), 2983 nucleotides. RefSeq lists its product as uncharacterized. The record is from RefSeq and is a predicted model, not a curated record. The transcript is spliced from 9 exons. The coding region runs from base 1016 to 2449 and encodes 477 amino acids. Lineage: Eukaryota; Metazoa; Chordata; Actinopteri; Cypriniformes; Cyprinidae.